AUGGCUUCAAUACCCGUUGAGCCAAGCAAGAGGCCGCAUAGACCGGGUACCAGACCGGGACGACCGGGCGUGCCGUCUGGAACGUCCGACAGGGCAAAGCCUGUUCGUGGAGACAAUGCCUCUAGAGGUAGAGGUCAAGGCAGGGGAGGAAAGGUGUCUUCGGGCCAAAGGAUUGUAUCAACAGGUCGGAGACCAAAGCCAGUACCUGUGAGAAAAAGUAUUGAUCAAAAUGCAGGCAAUUCUGGAUCUGCUCCGUUUGAGCCCAGACCACAGAAUCCACUAGAGAGGAUACAGUCCCAGUUCUUGGGACCGUUGGUGAGGAACCCCGAAAAGUUCGGGUAUACGAGAUUUGAACAUCGCAAACAGGAGACUCCAGAUUACAUGCUACAACAUGACGGUCAGUUUGAGUCAAGACCGUUUUACCAGAAUGAUUGGGACAGAGCCAACCAGCUAAGAUUACUAGACUUGGAGAAGAAUCAUAAUGGGGAUAUACAGCCGUUGUUUGACCAAUUCAGAGAGAUGCGAGAAGCUGAAAGGAAAGAAAUGGAACGAGCAAAUUUGGUUGAUGCUGAAAAUGCCAAGAAAACACUCACCGAUGCUUUAGUUUUCAGAGGAAGUUGUUUAGACAUGUGUCCUGUGAACGAGAGAAUCGAGAGAAUCCACAAGAAACAAGUUUCCAAGUGGGAGAAGGAUCCCGUUUCAGGACGUAUAUCUCGUGAGAGAGCCGUCAAAACGUUUGUGCGGCCCUCUGGACAACCUCCUCCAUUACCAUCUGACGUUAGACCACCCCACAUUCUGGUGAAAACUUUGGAUUACAUGAUAGAGAACCUAUUGCAACAACUUCCUGAAUCUCAGAGUUUUAUCUGGGACAGGACUAGGUCGAUAAGACAAGACUUUACGUUUCAGAACAACUACUCUGGACCUGAAUCUGUUGACUGUCACGAACGCAUAUGUCGGAUUCACUUGCUAUCACUGCAUAUCAUGGCCGGUGCAAAUGAUCCAGACUAUUCACAGCAACAAGAGAUUGAACAAUUUACGAACUCUUUACAAACAUUGACACAUAUGUAUGACGAUAUACGAUCCAGAGGUGGGAACUGUCCAAAUGAGGCAGAGUUUAGAGCAUACGAGGUCCUGCUUAACCUCAAGGACACUGAGCUGGACCGAAAGUCACAGACUUUGCCAACCGAAGUUUAUCAUGAUAAAGGAUUUCAGCGAGCCCUGAUGUUGAGAGGGAUGGUAAUGGCACAGCAAAGAACCCCAGGCUCCCUCAACGUAUACUCUGUUUUCUUCAGAGCUGUCUAUGACCACAAGACUCCGUUAUUGGCUGCAUUUCUGUGCGAAUCGCAUUUUAAUGAGAUACGGUUUUCUGCUUUAGUAUCAAUGGCAAGGGCGUACCAUUCUUCGAGCAAAGCCCCGUUGGCGGUGAGCAUUUCUGACUGUCUUGGUUUCUUCAAUGUGGAAGAGUUCUUCGCUUUCACCAAUGCCUACAAUCUACCACAAGAGCAGGAUCCUACUGGAAUAAGAAUUAAAGUGAAUGAUAUGAAGGCCUCAUCUUUCAAGAACAGCAUGCUGCAGUAUUUCUCUCCAGUUCUGAACCAGAGACUAGCUUCCACAACGCCUGUACAGAUUGUCAACUCAGGUGUCCGCAGUGAAAGUGUUUCUCUGGGUAAUCAGCAACCAAGCCUGACUCUUCCUGCUGGAACAGACACACCUCCAUUUGACUUUGAAAGAAUGGCCCAAAGAGGCAGUAUCAUUACGCCCACUGUUGCCCAUCAUACUUCCGCCGCAUCCCAGUCAGUGCCUCCAUCAUCCGAGCCAUUUGUAUUUGCCAAACAGCUCCAACAAACAGCCUCUACUUUUGACGGUAAUGAUGGUCUUACAAAGAAACAGUCUCAGCAUGACCUUUCAGACGUUCAGCCCAAACCUACGUUCACAUUUGGUGCACCAGUUCCGACGACUCUCCCCUCUUCAGUUCCAUUCCAACCCGCGCCAACUGAAAUCACACCAAGUUCACAUCCUCCUAAGCCGGAAUCCGCAGCUCCACCAAAGAAAUUGAAGAUAACGGAAAGAACAAACUUCCCUUCUGCGAGCAAGAUCGUUGUUCAGUCCAUGUUGCAUCAUCUAACCAAAUAUUCCGUGAAUGCCAUAUGCACCGAGGUACUGAGAUCAGAGGCCCAACAUCGACAGAAAACUGCGCAGCGUGAUCAGCUUCUUGACCAGUUUUCCAAAGAGUUGUUGCGUGCAUUCGUGGACGAAAUUGUAUACCAGACUACGCUUGAAGCUAUGGCUGAUGACUUGCGUGCGAGAUUUUUGAAGAGACGGGCUCUUAAGAAUAUCGAAGCAAAGGCCCGGGUCAGUCUCACUAGAAAAAACUACAAGGAUCGCAAAUUGCAGGAGCUUGAGACAUUUACAUCUCGCUCGACCAAGGUUUCGGUACCAGUGAUCCGUAAGAAACGAGAGAGGAACCCAUCGCUAUCUAGCGUUGCUACCCUUCCGAGGAAGAAGGCUACUUCCGAAGUGAAAAAUAGGGAUUCGGAGCCCUUAGACCUCAAGCUGAUGACGGAUAGACUACCUUUUGUGGGUACUGCAUCGUUUCUUCUGAUUGCCAAAGACUGGAACAGCAGAGAGUCAAAGCAUCUGCGUGGUAUUUUUUCGCUCGUAAAGACGAACAACGCUUAUGAGAACACAGUCACCAGUCAAAAGGGUGCUGUAAUUAAGUUCACUUCCCUGCCGGAUGAUUUUGACACCAGACAGUUCUUUUCAUCAGCCGGGUUUGUGCUUUUUCAGUUUGGGCUGGUUGAUACAGCUGAGACAUCCCCUGAACGCAAGUUGAAGGGAGACAGACACGUUUUGAUCAAGGCUGUUUCGUAUUUACAGAAGUUUUCCAAGUUUUCAUCCUCGAUUUUGAUUCUGGUCUAUAAUUGCGAGAGUGUCGGAGAAGAGAAAAUCAACGAACUCCUGGGAGUUUCCAGUCUAGAGCAUUUGGCUCAUGUGGCUCGAAUUCAAGUUCUUAAAAUGAACUCCGGUGAAAAUGAGGAUUUGAUCAAGCCAGCACUGGAGGAUAUGCUCAAGUCGUUGCACCUGAGACACACCGUUCGUGAAGACCAUUCGAUAUCUUCAAUCUCUUCCUCCAGCUCUACCAAAGAAAACAGCUAUGUGAACAUGCUUACCAAAUCUCAGCAAGACAAACGGAAGAAGAAGCUAGCACACAUAAGAUCGUCGUUAGCACCAUCAAUACCGAGAUUGAGGACAUCAAGGUCAUUAACUGGUGGCAUCUUACAGUCCAUUGGAAGGAAGUUUUCAGGAGUUCCAAAGUCUCCAUUACAUACAAGUUUCACGGGUGUUCUGUCCACUUCUACGCCAAUAGCCUCUCGUUCAAGGACUUUCUCCAACAUGUCGACAUCAACUCAUGCCAACUCCUCGAUCGGCUCUGGAAUUGUAAAAAGGGUUUCGGACCUCAAUUUUGGUGAGAACAAUGAUAUAGCGGAAAAGAUCAGGGAGCUGAAGGAGCUCACUGCCAGUGUUUUGAAGAGGAGAAAAUAA
Messenger RNA from Kuraishia capsulata CBS 1993, 3543 nucleotides. RefSeq lists its product as uncharacterized. Gene Ontology annotation, biological process: mRNA export from nucleus. Lineage: Eukaryota; Fungi; Ascomycota; Pichiomycetes; Pichiales; Pichiaceae. Gene Ontology annotation, molecular function: protein binding. The transcript has a single exon. Gene Ontology annotation, cellular component: cytoplasm; transcription export complex 2; nucleus. The record is from RefSeq and is a predicted model, not a curated record. The coding region runs from base 1 to 3543 and encodes 1180 amino acids.